AUGUCUUCUCCAUCAAAACAGAACUCUUGCACGAUACCUGCAAAGAAAUCAGCUCUGAAAGAAACUGUAGAUCUCCUUCGCGUACAAGCCAAAAUGCAGCGGAUGAAAGUAUCCAGAUCAGCCGAGGAAAUAAUGAACUACUGUUUAGAAAAUGCUCGGGACGAUUGCCUUCUUCAAGGGAUUCCUGCGGGCGGAAACCCGUACAAGGAAGGAAAAAAUUGCCCGAAAUGGGGUCAUUGCCAGACAGACAGUGAUGUCACAGAUUGUAUGGAUCGUCACAGCCGCUGCGGAGACUGGGCACGAGACGGAGAGUGUGUGGUAAACGCCCCUUAUAUGCGCAAAAAGUGCCCGCGAUCUUGUGGUCUGUGUACUCACGGAGCAAACGGGCGAGGAGGUCCAUGCAAGUUUCCAUUCUUCUACAAAAAUAGAUUUGUGUAUGACUGUCUAAAAUUCAAUAGGAAGACUUGGUGUGCGACGACAACUAAUUAUAACAAGGACAAGAGAUGGGGCUACUGUUUUCCCAAGUUAUUUCGUAAUAUAAAGGCGGUUAACAGGAAAUUUUUUCAUUGGGGAGAAUGUGAUGAUCAACACCAAGAUUGCGUGACGUGGGCGAGUAAAGGAUUGUGUGACGAAGAACCUGAAAAGAUGCAUUCUUGGUGUCCCUGGAGCUGUCAUAAAUGUGCGCCCGAGCUAAUGGUCACAUACAAGGGGUGCAAAGAUUUUACCUCAUCCUGCAAGGUCUGGGCCGAAGCUGGAGACUGCCUGGAUAAACCAGUUUUCAUGUUUGCAUUCUGUCGCUGGACUUGCAAGCACUGCGCUAAAACAUCAAUUCCCACGACAGGGCGUGAUAGAAUGCCACAGGAAUGCCAAACCUGGGUUAAAGAUGGUGACUGCUUCCUUCACCAAGAAUUUAUGUUACAGAAUUGUAGAGAGUCUUGUUUGGCCGGUGGAUAUGUGAAAGGUAGAAUGUGUUUGGACCGCGUAGCAGAUUGCCAUGAUUUGGCCAGAGAAGGGUACUGCAGAGAACCAACAAGCCGACAUAUCAUGAAAAAAUACUGCAAAUACAGCUGCAAAUGGUGUAGAUAAAUGUUUUCCUAGAUGGCUGGAUACCGUUAGAACGCAGAUAUGAAGCGCCAAAAGGAAGUCCGGUUCAUCUGUUUUCGUGAUCGUCAUCUUAAGAGAGGCUAAUUUUAUAGAAAGUUAAUUCUAGGAAUACGCCAAGCCUUUAAGAUCUUUUGUUGUUUUGACCCGCAAGAUAUUACCGAGCCAAGUCUUAGUCUCUAUUCUCGCGAUCACAUGUACAUAU
Messenger RNA from Orbicella faveolata, 1306 nucleotides. RefSeq lists its product as uncharacterized. The record is from RefSeq and is a predicted model, not a curated record. Lineage: Eukaryota; Metazoa; Cnidaria; Anthozoa; Scleractinia; Merulinidae. Gene Ontology annotation, cellular component: cell surface. Gene Ontology annotation, molecular function: heparin binding.